Molecule: messenger RNA, 2136 nt
Organism: Anisakis simplex (herring worm)
Lineage: Eukaryota; Metazoa; Nematoda; Chromadorea; Rhabditida; Anisakidae
Source: the annotation of a GenBank genome assembly
GAUCAAGGCGAUACGUUGGCGAGUGUUGUGCGUGGAUUCUUAGCAAUCAAACGAAGGCAGUCUCCAACUCGUUUGCCAACCACAUCAACUUGUUUCAAUUUACUGAAACUACCGAAUUACUCACGGAAAUCAAUUUUACUAGAAAAAGUUAAAUCUGAUAAUCAACAUUCAAUUAUGUCGCCGAAUCGAUGUGUAAAGAAGAGCACCGGUAGUGAGAAUGCGAAAGGUGCGUUAAGGAGUGACGACCAAAGUGGUAGGAAGAAGAGCAAUCGAUCAGGAUCCUCAUCGCCCAGACAUCGAGCAUCUAUGCGGACAGCAUUGUAUACGUGUAUUACCGCGCGACAACUUCAAAUUAUUCUGCAAUUGGGCGAUGAACUUGCGAAGCGAGAUGCGGAAAGUAGUGACGGUAAAGAAGAGUCGAAUGCCAAUAUUGACUCGUUGAUUGGUAAUUUGUCAAGGAAUAAAACGAAUAAACGUGUCAAAAGUUCUUCAAGCAGUCGACCACGUCCUCGUAAAAAACAUGCGGACGGUUCUCUGGGACGCACCACUGAUCAGAAUACCGCAGAAUUUGAAUUCAGCAAAAUAAGUAUUGGUUCUUUUACGGUGGAUGGUGAUCGCGGAGAGUCACGUGGCGUUGUACGUUUCUGUUUCUCGAGCCAGACAAUGAUUUACGCAUUCUACUAUGAACUAGACGAUCAGUGCUAUAGAGUGGCGUAUUCAAUGCAAUUCGAUGACAUCUUGAGGAAUGUACCAAAACAAUUGUAUUGCACUCCACAAGGCAUUCCGGAUGAUGACGGUGAUGCGAUUAUUGAUGUGGAGAAAAUUGAUUGUGAUGUGUCGCGUGGACAGAUGCAUUCGAAUUUAUUGCAUACGAUUCACUUGAAAAGAGCUAAUACAAAGGCAUGGGAGGAAGCGUUACUGGCUGGUAAUCGCACCUUUUUCGAAUCGAUCAUAAAUCGCAAAACGGCCACUUCGGGGACUGCGUCCUCUGAGGUGUGUGCUGCUGUUGAUUCAGAGGAAUCUCGUUCGAAAAUGAGUUUCAAUCAGCGAUCGGGGGUCUACGAGCACGCCGCCUCAUCGUUCUACCAUCCAUCGUCACCGUCCUAUUAUCUAACACCUAACGAUCAUCCUUUAUCGUCACCUUCCAAUAUUCAACAAUUCACACCAGUUUACGAAUCGAAUUUGAGUCAAGCUCAUUCUUCACUGCACCCAUUCACUCCUCCGAACGCCAUCAACGAUUCACCCUCUUUUCAAGAGGUGAUUGUAAGUAACAGUAAUGAUGGUAUGGUCAAUAAUGACUACAUGAAUGUAAUACCUAAUCAUUCAUAUAGUCAAGUGCAAGUGACGAAUUCACUGAAUGCACCAGUGUUUGUGACGUACUACAACAAUGCAAUGAGCAGUCAGGCACAACAACCUCUGCCAUCGUUCGAGUCACUCACGUCCAACAUCAUAAUGACUCCAGUUGGUCAGCAGCAUCCAUCAACACAAAGUUCUGCAUUCAUUCAACCAUUUAACAAUAAUUACCAGCAAAACAUCAGCACCACCCCUCUGCUGCAAAUUGGUGAAAAAGAAGUGAUGAACAAUGUUGCGAAUACAAAUCAUACCAAUAUGGACAGCACUGAUAAUAUUACUAAUCCUUAUGGAUAUAGUUAUUAUCAGUUGAAGCCUUUGAACAAUCCAGCGAAGCAUCAAAUGAAUGUACCUUUUGAGACAAUACCAACCACACUAAUGACAACAACAGACUACUCGAAAGGUGAAGUGGAUGGCAAUUUAGCACAAAAGUCAUCGGAAUUGACGCGUUUGAAGAAUGCUCUCGAAGGUGCGGAGAAUAUCUUGGCGAAUAAAGAGAAAAUACUCGAAACGUUCGAUAAACAAAAGCAAUUAACAACGCUGAAUAAUGUUAAUAUGGAAGAGGUUUAUGCGAAUGAUUCUCAUCACUGCACAAAUAAUACUCAGAAUGAGACAUCGAAAGAAAGUGAUGCAACGUCAAAAUUAGAAACGCCAAAAUCGAAAGAUUCAUUCUAUUGGUUGGAUGAUCUCGAUAUGAAUGCGUUGGCCGCUACUACUUCCAGUAAUAACAACGUCAGUGAUUCGAGCCAACCUCACGACCAACUCGAAAAAUUAACGAUACUUUGA